CAGUCGGCGCGGUGCCAGCGACGCUGUGGUUGUGUAGGUGGCGCUUUGUUAAACUGGUGGCUAUGCAUGCUACGUGGUGAGACUGAGAAGAAUGACAUUAGAUGUCACUAUGCUAGAUUACGAAGUCAGUAUUUUUGCUGCAGUAUCAGUGUGCUUUAUUCUUUAAUUACGCCGUUUUGUGUUACAGAAAGUAUGGUUAUUUGAACCUGUGUUUUGUGAAUUGUCACCAUAAAGCCAUAGAACAUUUCUCAUAAAGAAAUUACAAGGAAGAUUUUUAUCGUAACUUUCAUAUAUGUAUUGUUUUAUUCUACCAAGCCAGUGUACUAUUUAACUGACGGCUUGAGUUUCGGUGGCCUUUGAGUCACUACAAAAUAAGAUAGCAGACAACUGCAGCAGAAACAGAACAACUUCCUUGGCUUUUCGGGUGAAGAUUCAUUCUGCUUCAGAGAACACGUGUUUCAGUAUGGAGCAUCAUGACCUAAAGCGUGAUCGUGUGUUUUUGUGCGUGUAUUUUUAGAUUAUUUAUCUGUAUUGUUACAGUCAUGUGAAAAUCAGAUUAAUAUGCAAUAAAAGGCCGAGGACCCUGGACUGAAACUCAUACAUAAAACUACUUUGUGGGGAGAGAGCGUGUGGUCAAAUAUGGACGAGCUGUAUUAGAUAUUCUGCAGCAAUGCGUGGGGCUGAAGUGUUGGUUACUGCCCUCUUGUUUUUUUCUGUGCGUUUCGUGUUGGGAUUUAGUUGCGUCUGCAGUCCUUUGGAGUGCGAGGAAUUGAGUGACAGCGAUUGCCCCGGUGGGGGUACCGUCUGGGACCCAUGCGGAUGCUGCCGGGUUUGUGCCCGGGUGGAGAAUGAACCGUGUGGCGGACCUUAUGGUUUCUACGGCUCCUGUGCUGAGGGGUUGGAGUGCGUCGUGGGUGCUCAUGCUACAGGCAAAGCGGUACUGGCUGCCAACUCCGAAGGCAUCUGCACACGAAUUCCAGGCAGCGAGGUUCUGUGCCCGGACCCGGUCUGGAUGCUGGGUUGCAAUAUGGUGGGGCAUCACUGCAAAUGUUCCGAAGCUCCGGUAUGUCCCGGGGAGUCACCGUUCAGCUUCGCGAGUCGCGAGGAAUGCGAGAUGAAUCUCGCCGUCAUGUUGGCACACGAGCAGUCAGAUGUACCUGCACAAGAUUAUGGGGCAAAGUGCAACAGCACGGCCGACUGUGCCGAACUGCUGAUGGAUGACGAGGCGCUGUGCCCCCCGGAUUCGGCCCCAAGCGACCCGAGUGUGCCCGGGAACCGUUGCCAGUGUGCGCCUGCGCGCUGCGUUCAACCCCUCUGUCGCUUCGGCGCUACCCGAGUACUACUGCGGACGGGGACGACCACACCGGGAGACUGCUGUGACGUAUAUGAAUGUGUGCAGCCAAAAGAUAAAAAUUGCAGUGAAGUCAUAUGUCCAGAUGAAGGUGUGGACUGUCCAACUGAUAGCUAUCGUCUGCCAAACCUUCGUGCUCCAGGGGACUGUUGCUCUCACCCACAGGGUUGUGAAUGUCUUCCAGGGCCAUGCCCAGAGCCAGAUUGCAGUGACGGUGAACAUGCUAGAGUAGUGCGUCAAGGCAACCAAAAACCUGGCACUUGCUGUCCACUUUACAAGUGUGUAGAGCACGAACUGAAUGACACUUGUGUGUUCGAUGGAGAUGUGUGGAAGAAUGGUUCGACUUGGUGGAAGAAUGAAUGCACCCAGUGCAGUUGCAACAACGGGCUCAGCUUCUGUGCCGAAAGGACUUCCCAAUGUCCCGAACUGCCGUCAUCUUGCCGGGUGACUCAGGUUCCACAGGGAAAGUGCUGUCCGGUGUGUGUUGAAGCUGAUCCGGUAGCUGAGAACUCGCUCAUACUGUCUGGUGGCUGUGUUUCAUCAACUGGAGAGCUUCAUCAGAAUGGUGAGGACUGGCAAGAGGACCCCUGUACUACCUGCACGUGUGUCGCUGGUGCCAAGAAAUGCCAGGCACACAUGUGUGUCCUAAGAUGUGAUCAUCCACGUUAUGUUCCUGACGAAUGCUGUCCUCUCUGUGAUGCAACAUCGGUGGUCACAAUUCCUCCACACUGCCCAGCUCUCAACAACUGUUCCCUGCGCUGCUUGCAUGGCUUUGUGAGGGACAAUAAUGGUUGCUACAGCUGUCGGUGUCAAGCAGAUGAGUGUGUGCUGGAGUGUCCAAAUGGCUACUUGCAAGACAGUCAUGGAAACAAGCUGUGUGAAUGUUCAGCCGAGUGUCCUGCACUCUCAGAUUGUCAUAAGAAUUGCUCGCACGGCUUCCGACUCAACAAAGCGGGCUGCGAAGUUUGCAAAUGCAAGGAGUGUCGCCCGUUGAUGGACUGCAACAAGAAUUGUGUGCAUGGGCUGCGUACUAAUGAUCGUGGCUGCCCAAUUUGCAAAUGUAAAGCAUCAUCAGAACAUAUCCCCGAAGUUACGACAUCUAACCAUAUCAUUACAGAAACGUCGUGCAUAUCAGCAGGUGAACUGCAUCAUGAUGAUGGAGAAGUAUGGUUUGAUGGAUGCCGACAGUGUUACUGUCAUGGUGGAGUGGAGAUGUGUAACCUCAUUACAUGUCCAGUGCCAGCCUGCAAGCAACCAGUGUUGAAUGUAUCACGUGAUUGUUGUCCACGCUGCCCAGACACAGGGUACAAUGAACACAAACCUAAGAAACUUCAGCAAGCAAUGGUGUGUCAUUCAGUGGAUGGUGUGUAUCGAGUUGAAGGAGAAACAUGGCCUCUAGAUGCUUGCACACAGUGUCUUUGUCAUUUGGGGCGAGUGUUGUGCAAGACACAUCACUGCCCACCUGCACCCUGUCUGAAACCUGUUUAUCAGGCUGGACAGUGCUGCCCCAUGUGUGCUGAUUUUGCUCCUGUCUCAAGUCCUGGACAUGCCAAGUCAUGCAAUGCACAUCACCUACAUGGAACAGCAUGGAUGGAAGACAGCUGUCGUAGUUGUGCGUGCGUGAAUGGUCAUGUUAGCUGCUUUACACAGCAAUGCACUAACAUAACCUGCAGCCGGCCAGUCCUUGCCAAAAAUCAGUGCUGUCCCAUAUGUCUAGAUCGGUCUUCACCAAAAACCUGCUCUGUGGGCAAUGUCACAUACCAUGAGGGUGAAAACUGGCAUGAAGAUGCAUGCACUCGCUGUCAGUGCAGCAGUGGCCAGAAAAUGUGUACACAGAAAGUAUGUUCUGUUUCCUGCAUAAAUCCGGUCAAGAAACCAGGAAAGUGCUGCCCAGUUUGUACAGAAGCUGACAGCACUAGGAAUCAUGGCGAUUCAGUUCCUUCAUCUGAGGUUGCGCCGCUGGGGUUCUUCACAGAGUCGGUGUAUAUCACCAUCAUAUUGGUGCUUGUGUGCGUCAUCAUCUGCUUUGCAUUCUACUUUGGAUACCAAUAUUGUUGCCACAGGCAACAACUCAAGCUAGAUAGCACUCCAAAGUCAUGUCCAAAUCCUGCAUAUCAUGGUUACGUGCACAGGGACUCUUGCGCUCCUCCACAGUACACAAGUGGUGACUGCCAUAGAUCAAAUGUAGACCCUUAUCAGUAUGAGUAUGUUCCUGCAUAUGACUGUCAAUGAAAUGUUUGUCACUUCAGUCGGGGAUGUAGAAAAAUCCACUUCUGCCCCUGUGUAGAAAUGGAUGAACUUCAUAAAAAAUAGUGUGAUAAGACUGCAUAUUCAGUUACUUAAUGUUUGAGUUGGACCUACAAGUAAUUUGGUCGCAACUCGUGAGAAAUUUGUUGCGCUGACAGGUUGAAUAUACUGUGAAAGUUGCAGAGUCUGUAAGUUCUUGGAUUCUGACUGACCUACCUUUACCUUGUGAAGAUGGUUUUGUAAGUAACAUAAUAGUACCUUAUUUGUGUUACUGUGGUAUGCACAUUUAUGUUUAUCAGUUUGUGACUAACACUUCAUUUGGUUAUGCCCGUAGUCACAUCUGGAUUCGUGGAUAAACCUGAUAUCUAGUUCCUGUAAUAUAAAUGGCUGUUUGGAAGAGGGAAGGUACAAUUAGCAGCUGUAUGAACAAUUUGACAUGCAACAGAUCCCUCAGUGAUGUCAGUAAUGUUGUGUGUGUUACAUCAAUAUUUGUUUCUUCUGUCCAACAAACCGUGAGCCUCAAUGUUCACCUCUAGCCUUUUUUUAACUAACUGAUCAGUUGUUGGACAUUACAUUUGAGAUCAGCGUCUUGGAGUCGCAGAGGACUUCAUACAUAUUCAGGGAGGUGGGGCAAGGCUCCAGUAACAAGAGGGGUGCAAGUUCCUCUUUUCCUGUUUGAUAAGCAGAUUCAUCUGGAAUUGGUUCCUUAGUUGAUCUGGUAGUCACACAAAAGAUAAUGUACUUGAUGAUCUCCAAUUAUGUUUGUGUGUAAUAAUAAUAUUAAUUAUAAGAAAGGUGCAUAAUGGUACAAUAAUAUGAAUGUCGUGUAAUAAUUUGAAGAAAGGAAUGGAUAAUGUUAAUAUGAUCCAUAUGAAUAAAACUUAAAUGAACUGGAUUCUAAAUUGACUUUACACAUUUACUAUAAGAAAUAGGUUUUUAAAUAUGUAUAGGACUUCCCAAAUAUCAGUAUCUGAUAAAAAAAAGUUAUGUACCUUUUUAUAUUGAAGUGUAAUUAAAUUCAUUUAUCGAGAGAAAAGUUACAAAGUAUCUUAUAAAUUGUGAAGAGACUGCAAGUAAGAUUAAUCUGUAGUAAUGUGUGUUCAAACAUCGGUAGAAAAGUAAAUAUGUUUUUACGUGUCGAAUGCAGUUAGCAGCAUUCUGAUUUUUACAUAAUUGAAUUUUUAUCUUGCAUAGAUGUGCUGGUAGUUACUGUUCUUAUAUACAAGGUCUGUGAUCAUAUAACCAAUACAAUGGUAGGGAUUGUGUUGCAACACUGAAGUGCAUUCCAAGUAGUCGCAUGAUAUGUUACUGCAGAUAAAUUAUGUACAUAGUUGCUACAUUUUUAACACAACCGUACAAAGUUGUUUUAUUCAUCAAUUGAUACUGUCAUAAGCAGAGAAAUCUGUUGUGGCUUAUGUUGUUAUGGAACAGCAUUAUACCAGAUUGAAAACUGGCAGAUAUUCACUAACAUUUCAAAUAACUGCUGUACUCUAAACACUGAUAAGGUAGUGAACAUCAAUGCUGAUUCUGCUUGGAAUGUACCAUUGUUGUGCUGUAUUUACUCAGUAGAAUAAAAUUUUGCAGUGACACAAAGUUGCAGAAUGUUACAGUGUUUGAACAACACAAGAAGGUUACAGAUGUGAAUUAAGAAUGUAACAAUGAACUUUCCAUGUCACUAUUAUAUAGUGGUGAAAGCGAAGUGCUGCCUUGAAUCAAUACAAAAUGUUGGGAGUAUCUGAAUAUAAGGUGCUGUAAAGCUUUAUUCCAAAUUUAGGACUUGAUCUAAAAAUACUGUUUACCUAAAUAUUUUAUGCAUGCAGUGGUUGAAGUUCCUUCUAUAUUUUGAGGAACCUAUUUCACAAUGUUAAUUAAAAUUUACUGCAGCUACAGCAAAUUUUAGCGUGAGAACUGCUGCCAGUUUUUAAGUUGUUGAUGUUCUGACUGUGACUUAUCUUGAUAAAUGCUAAAGUGAAAGAUGGGUGUUACAAAAUUAGAAAAUUCAUCAGAUGGAAUGGUAAUGCAACAUGGGGUUUUCUCAGAAGUAGACAAAUUUGUAUAAGACUUUCAGAAAGAACAAAGUAAUUAGUGAUUCUCAUACACCAACACCUUUUAUGAAUAAUACAAAAAAGAUCUUAAUUAACCAUUUUUAAGAUGUUACAGGAGUCAAUUCCAAUAAUUGGAAUUUCUUUCUUCUGUGUACCAUGAAGAAACUUAAUAUCUACACAUUUUACAUGACCACUUAUUAAGGAUGCGAAUAUAUUCUGAAAAAUCCACAUCAAAGUAUUAUUUAAUACAUAACGUAUCAGAUUGUUUGUUAAUGCAUGCGGACACUGCAAAUUUCUGCUUCUGAACUAUAGUAAGAAUAGUGGGUAAGCAAAUUUCUUUUUUCAUGUUCAGUGUAUAAAAAGUAAGUAGGUGUUGCCAGAUCUUCAACUGCGUUAAAAAACUGUCUUUGAAUUGUAACACAGUCACAUGGCAUGUUCUGUAUUAAUGAGUUGUCUUCUUCCAUGUUCUCUGAAUUGUGUCAUCUUAGAACUAAUGUAUUUCUUCCUGAGAGAUUCAUUUUUCUGUCACAUCCUGUGUAUAUGUUACAAAUUCAAAGAUGUCUGUUUUGUGUUUGUGUUGAGAAGCAAAAUCUUUUAAGCACAAAACAUGUUUGGGCAACUUUUUUUGAGCGCAUGUCAAAAGACAUUUUUAUUACAUAUUCUUAAGAUACUUAUGAAUUGACCAUCAUGUGUCUGUCCUGAACCUUCUUGUGACAGUUGACAAACACCACAGUUACUGGAGCAUUUUGUAUUGCUUUCAGAGUUUUUGUUGGUGUUUACACACAGAGAUCUAAAACAUGACAUAUUAGUGUUCUGUCUUCCACGUUCCUGGUAUUGAAAGAAUUACCUCUGAUAAAGUCAUAACUCAGACAAAGAAGACAUUUAGGAAAGCACAAGAGAGGAUGGAAAGAUUCUGUUUUUGUAAUACCUGUAGCAGGCAGUCUAUAAAAACGUGGUGUCUUUGUGUGUGCUGGUGUUAGAUGCUCUCAAAGUUUUUGAAUCUUGCACUUGGAAACAAUUGUUAUAUAUCAGACAAUCGUGUUUGCAAAAUAUUGCUCUUUACAAGCUGUGCUCUAAGUUUUAUUAAUAAUAAUUAUUUAUAAAAUAAUUAUGAAUGUAUGAAACGAGGGUUUUAUAUUUUGCAGUACAGAAUGAUACAGUAAAUCAGCUCUUUUUCAAAAUACAGAGGGACAUAGAAAUUAAAUAGGCUUUUUUUUAAAUGAACAUGUAAGAGUUAAAAUGUUUCCAAAGAAAUUGAAAUUGUAUCCUACAUCUGAUUUCAGACAUCUUGUUUUAAAGGGGAAGAACUGCGCAAAAUUAAAUAAAGAUUUUAGUGCUUUGCAAACAUUUUAUGGUUUUCAGUGUGGGGGUGAUAGAAAGUCAUGUUCUUGGCUGCAUUGACAGGAGCAUUGUUGUAGUGUGGUAAGGGCAGCUCUUAAGUCUUGUAACAGGCUGGGUAACCACUUGAGGCCGGCUUCUGUUGCUGUCCUUGUAACUAGUUUCAGUAUGCAGUUCCCAUACAAUACAUACAUCACCCAAGUCUUGCUUGCAUUUCAUCAAAUUCAGCCAUUAAUAACAAAGCUGCUUCUUCUAUGGCUCUCCGGUCCAUAUUUGGUCCAUGGCCUCUUCAAUUCUCCUCUUCCAUUCAGUCCUCUGUUAGGUCCGUCUGUCCGAGGCUAGUUGAUUUUAAUCAUCAGUGGGCUUGCUCUUGCAUUAAAAUAAUUUUUCAGCUUUUAUGCAUUAAAAAUAUGUUAUUAAUUAAAGUACUUUCCAUUUUUUAUUUUCUUUAUGUACUAAUAACUCCUGUAUCUUAUCCAAAAAUAAACUUCUGUCAUACACAUGUGCCAGCAGUGGUUUGUGUAUGCACAGUCUAGUCCAAAUAAAAGUGUUUUAAAGACUACAAGCACACUGGAAAGUAAGUAGCAUCUAGUACCGUACUUACUGUGCCCAUUGAAUUUGUUUAAAAUAUACCAGGACAACUCUGACUUGUUUCAUUGAGCAAUGGCUGGUCACUGAGAUGUUUGUUCUCUGCCUUGUGUUACUGCAAUUCCCAAAUGAAAACUAAUUAAUUGUUUUAGUGCUAUAUAGAAUUCUGAAACUGUAUUUUAUUUUUUGAAGCAGUGUAAAAUAAUAAUAUGUGUAUAUAACUAUAUCAUACCAAGUAAACAUAUGUCUGUAUUUGUGUAACACUCAUGGCUAGAGGAAGCAGUAUUGUUUCCUUAAAAUACUGUAUAAUGCCAUAAGCAUUAUGAGGGAAUGCCAGUGUUUGAAACUGCUUUUCUGUUAAAGAUAUAAAUAUCAUUGGCUUAGAGGUAUGGUGACAUUUUGUGCUAAAACAUGUUUCAUACUUCAGUGAUUCAAGUGGAAACUUGUAGAUGAAUUUACAUUUUCAUUCUUUGUUGCUUAUCUUGUGCUGAUCAGUAAAGUUUGUUUCAAAUUGAGUGAUCAUUUAAAGAAAUCAAACCUUCUCUGUCAGUUUCUGUGCUAAUUGAAUGUAUUCAUGAAAAUUUCCAAAGACUAAAAUGAUUCUGAAUGUUUUGGUUAACCAAUAUACAUUACUGUACAUUAUACUUUGUCAUACUUUAAGAUGUCUUUCACAAUGUACUGUUUUGGAAAAGGAGGUGAAUGAUGUUCUCAUACCUCUGAAACCAAGUUCCUUACAAUAAUUCACUAACCUUUUGGAGAAUACAGUUGAAAUAUGUGAACAGUAGUUUUAUUAAUGAUAAUUUGCACAUGUUACAUGAAAUGUACCUGUUCCAUUAACAAGCUUAUUCCACUCUUAAAAAACACUGGUUAUGGCAGGAUUCUUUAGUUAAAGUGAGGUAAUUACAUCUGUAAGAGUGUAAUUUUAAUUUAAUACCUGCUGGUAUUUGUCACAUUAUUUCAUUAAACUGUUAUGUAAGAAUUCUAUAAAAACAGCGGUAUAUGUUAUGAGAAUUAUUUGUCUACAAAUUUUCAAGAAACAUAUCAGUAACAAAAAAUAUUAUAUGCCACUUGAGUGAGACAUGGAAUGCCAAAUUGUCAAGUAUUGUCUUCAUAAAUUAUUUUUUCUCUACACUUUCUGUUGAUUAAUUUAGGAAAUUAAUGUAUUUAUUUUUAUGUGUAACUAUAUAUCUUUAACUUACAGUAAUUUAUAUACUCUCCUGUUGUCAGUUGAUACACAAACAAAAGCUGAAAUUUUGCAAUGCAUACUGGAAAAUUUAUAGAUGGUAUUACACCGGUAAUGAAUCAUAGUAUACUCUGUUCGUUUAGUAAAAAGUAAUACACAACUUUGAAUUAAUGGGUUUCAUAAUUCACAUUCCAAAAUAGAGUGUACCUGUAUUUUGACAGUGAAAUAGAUUGAGGGAGAGAGUGAUACAGGCUUUGAAAUUUCUUUCUGUUUUACUUGUCUUCCCUUUGUAUUAAGAAUUGGCUAAUUCUUUUGACUUGCACAGUGCCCAAGGCAUUAGAAAGGAUGGCUCAGAAAGAUGAGCAUGCAGCAAGAGGCAUGGCAGUUCGAGUAUCAACUAUUUUUUGCUAAUUACACUGUUAACCUUUGUUUGGCCAUGCAUCAUGUCUUGUCCGUGGUCUAGCUGACUGUGCUCUUUUUAAAUCCCCAAUUUAUGUAGAAUAAAGGUUAAGAUACAGCUUGUAGGUUAACCAAGGAAAUGAUAUGCCAUCUGAAUUGUGAAACAUCACAUGUUUAAUGUCUUUUGGUGUUGUGGUGUUCUUUCUUUCUCACUAGGUCUUGCUAAGAAGUUUCUGUAUAAUUUGUCCAAUAAUAUCAAGUUGAAAGGUGUUCUAAUGGUUUUGAAAAGUGUGAUUGUUUCAGAUGAUGGUGAUGACCAGUUGAAAAUUAUCAUAGAAACAUAGCAGUGUCAAACUUCAUAAGGCAUCUUUUAAGUUGAUCUCGGCCAUUGCCCCUUGCUUCAGAAUGAAUAUAAGAAGUAUUACAUUUGAAUGUUUGCAGAAUUUAAAUUAAAAUGUGAUACUUGCUGAACAUGUGUAAUGUGUUAAAUUGUAUAUAGAGUAUGUAUUGUAUGUUUGUAUGUAUGUAAUUAAUUAAUAAGUAAAAUUCCUCUAAUUUA
Zootermopsis nevadensis is the source of this 9710-nucleotide messenger RNA. RefSeq names its product cysteine-rich motor neuron 1 protein. The record is from RefSeq and is a predicted model, not a curated record. Gene Ontology annotation, molecular function: serine-type endopeptidase inhibitor activity; protein binding. Lineage: Eukaryota; Metazoa; Arthropoda; Insecta; Blattodea; Termopsidae. Gene Ontology annotation, cellular component: extracellular region; plasma membrane.